Molecule: messenger RNA, 579 nt
Organism: Coccomyxa subellipsoidea C-169
Lineage: Eukaryota; Viridiplantae; Chlorophyta; Trebouxiophyceae; Coccomyxaceae
Exons: 5
Coding region: 1-579 (192 amino acids)
Biological process (GO): carbohydrate metabolic process
Molecular function (GO): hydrolase activity, hydrolyzing O-glycosyl compounds
Source: RefSeq, a predicted model, not a curated record
AUGAACAGCAAGUACAGAUAUGGCUCCGCGGAGUUCUACCACCAGAUCCUCAAUGGCUAUGGAAAGGCUAGCAUUCCCUUGGAGACCUUUGUGUCAGACUCCCAGUACAUGAACCAUGAUGAGGACUUCACCCUUGGCGACAAGUUCCCUCUUGCUGACAUGAAGGAUUUCCUCAACAGAUCCAAGGCCCAGGGCCAGCGCUGGGUUCCCAUUUUGGACCCAAACAUCCACAUCAGGAAGGGCUACACACCGUAUGACAGCGGCAUCAAGCAGGACAACUUGAAGGAUGUCUCAGGGAAGCCGUAUGUUGGGCAGCUGGAUGGCCUCUGGAUUGACAUGAAUGAGCCCUCCAACUACUGCACAGGCGAUGUGUGCUGGAACGGCGACACUGUGCCGGCGCGCAAUGACUUCAUCUGCAUGCUGGGCUGUGUCAGCGGGAGGGACCAGGUGAUGGCCACAGCUGGCAACAAGAGCAUCACGCUCAACGAGAGCUACUUCAACCCGUACGCCAUCAACAACGGCGACAACAUUGCGUACAACAUUAGCUACAAGUCUGCCCAUUAUGCUACCUUUUCGUGA